This is a messenger RNA of Pelagomonas calceolata, 753 nucleotides long. The record is from the annotation of a GenBank genome assembly. Lineage: Eukaryota; Pelagophyceae; Pelagomonadales; Pelagomonadaceae.
CGGCCUGUAACACACUAGGGGCUGCCAGCUAUGAUGGCCUUUUGACCACCGCAUUACUGCACAAACGUAUUUAUCUCGAUCGCAAAGCUCAGUUAUGAGUCGCAUCACUAUUCUGCUGGCCGCCAUUGCACAAUGCGCAGCAUUGAACCCUGCCAUCAAGCUGGCAGGCAAGGGCAUGGCACUGCUCGGUCCCGUGUUCACGCUUGAAAACAAGCUGCAAGCGGCGGCACUGGGCCGCAUUGGUGGCGUCGACAGCGAAGAUGUCAAGCAGGAGAUUGCCGACGACAUCAAGGCGCCGUGCGUCAUCUAUACGUAUGGUUUGUCGCCGUUCAGCACCGAGGCGGUCGCGCUGCUCGAGUCGAAGGGUGCGAAAUUCGAGGUGAAGGAGUUGGGUUCGGGGCAGUGCACAAAUCACGACAGCUUCCGACGCGAGGCCUACUCGACGGCGUGGUGGGGCGGUUCUCGACAUUGGUUGAUUUGCACACAGGACCGGAGUGGUUUCUCUUGGGACCCCAAGCAUCCGUCAAGCGCGCCGAGCUCGAAGCGAUGACCGGUCAGAGUUCCUUGCCCCACGUGUUUAUCGGCGGCGAGCACGUGGGUGGUCUGGCGACGGGCCCCGGCAUCGCGACCCUCGACGAGGACGGCGAGCUCGACGCUCUGCUCGCGAGCGCGGGCGCGACCCAGAGCGCGGCGACGAGCGGCGGCGGGAAGCUGUUCGGGAUCUUCUAGAUUGUCUGUGUUUAAAAGUCACAA